Platichthys flesus (European flounder) is the source of this 1925-nucleotide messenger RNA. It is a transcript of the gene cxcl14, whose product is annotated as chemokine (C-X-C motif) ligand 14. Gene Ontology annotation, cellular component: extracellular region. The transcript is spliced from 4 exons. The coding region runs from base 307 to 606 and encodes 99 amino acids. NCBI's taxonomy places the organism in Eukaryota, Metazoa, Chordata, Actinopteri, Pleuronectiformes, Pleuronectidae. Gene Ontology annotation, biological process: cell chemotaxis; antimicrobial humoral immune response mediated by antimicrobial peptide. Gene Ontology annotation, molecular function: chemokine activity. The record is from RefSeq and is a predicted model, not a curated record.
ACAAACACACACAGAGUCACACACACACACUCACUCACACACAGAGCGAGAGAGAGAGACAGAGAGAGGGAGAGUGAUUGGAUUUUCAUCCAUGCGCUCAAGACGCACAGACUCAGUUGCACAACCAGAAGCUCCAACGGGCUCCAAGCAGCAGAAGACCCUCAGCGCGCCUCCACUCCGGCUCCAUCCAGCUCUCCCUGCAGGCGGAUAUCAUCUGCUCCUCAUAACACUGUCUGUCGGGUGAAGGAGAACCGGAUUUUCGAGGAGCCAACAAAUCCAUCUUUUUUCGUCUUGACUUCUGAAGACAUGCAGCGGUGCACAGCGGUGCUACUUGUGUUAGUGGUGUCCUUGUACUUCCUGAGCGCAGAAGCCUACAAGUGCAGGUGCACCAGAAAAGGACCGAAGAUCCGAUAUAAGGAUGUACAGAAGCUGGAGAUCAAACCCAAACACCCAUACUGCCAAGAGAAGAUGAUAUUCGUGACGAUGGAGAACGUGUAUCGGUUCAAGGGGCAGGAGUACUGUCUUCAUCCCAAACUUCAGAGCACCAAGAAUCUGGUGAAAUGGUUCCGCAUCUGGAAGGACAAGCACAGGGUGUACGAGGCUUAAAACGUCGUCAGACCCAGCCCACGUGGAUGGAGCGAGACUCAAAAAAGACGCCACCACCACCAGAACUGUUUUCACGGAGUACAGGAUGUUAAAAUGUACUUCUCCCUCUUCUGCCUGAGAUCUGUCAAACGCACUAAGAGAUAUCUUUAGUUCAUGUACACGCCGGUGGGCUCAUUUUAGUCGGCCAUCAUCGUAGCUGCAGUCACUCACCACUUCAGUCUCACAACUGUAAUUAUACUUGUCGAAUAGUGGACGAGAUGCCGCCAUCUGUGUUCAGACAGCUCUAGGUUUGAUCCGAUGUGAUUUAAAGGGACUUCUCUUUUGCUUUCUAGGCUACUUUCAAAACUGAAAGAAGGAGAACGUGUCCUUCUUAAGAAACGAGCGAGCCUUUCUUUGACAGAAGCAGCAUAGGUCUUUCUGUCGUUAAGAUUUCCAGUUCUCUGUAUUCAGUAUGACAGGUGUAAUAUUUUUACAAUACCAACACACUUGGGAUUUUGUCACCUAUGAUUAAAAGGUCGUAGAUGCAGCAAUUGAGGUUCUCAAUGAAUCUGAUUCAAUGAAAGUGUAGAGCAAGAGGCAGUGGUCAAAUAUACACUAAUACAGAUGUUACUAUCGUUCAGCCACAUAGAGAUCUAUCCCUGUGUGUGUGUCUGUGUGUGUUAAUAAGGUCCAUACCCGUCACACGUGUAAAAAAAAAACACCACUCCGCAGCUCGCUUGUUCCACUAAACAUGCAUUGUUUACUCUCAGUAGAUAUUGAAAUGACAAAUAGUUCACAUGUGCCAUUCCUACAUAAAUUACAGUCUGUGGAUUAGAGUAAAAAAAUAAAUAAAUGAUUAUCAUAUAACACAAAGAACUCAAGACUGUGCAGUUUACAUCAACAAAAGAGGAUCUGUUUCAUCCUUUCUAUUUUUUCUUUUAGCUCCAUCUGUUCAGACAAUUAAUCUUCCACAAACUGUCUAUGUAAGCAUGAAACUAUGACAACAUCCUUAAAGGCAAACACACAAUAUACCGAAUCUAUUUGUCAUUGUGAGCUAUAGUAUCCCAGGAAAAUAUCCAAGUCAACAAAGCUGUACAUAUUAUCAGUCUGUCGAAAUUCUCCAACAUGAGGCUCAUUCGUUCCUACUGAUGAUGUAAAUCUUUAAAACUCGACCGCUCUGCUGGUUCAAGCUUAAGUUCUGUCCAAUCAGUGUCUUCAAACAUGGUCAGUCAAUAUUUUAAAUAACUUCCUACUACAAGACCAGUGUGUAGAUGUUAGGGAAUAUUUUCACUUGUGGAUUUAUACAUAUUUGGUUAUUUAUGGCUGCACAAUGACGUCUC